AUGAAGAAGAGCGGGACAUUAUGGAUUUCGAUCAUUCUGUUCCCGCUAUCACUCGCAUAUCUCGAUUCUGGCUCUCUAUCAUCGACUUUACGUCAAAGUCCGUCCUUCGUUGUGCGCACCGAUACAGCAAUAGCCCCAGCAGAACCGGAGAACAUCAACCGUAACCCAGAUCCACUUGUGACGAGCCACGCCGGCCCCGCUUAUCCUGCUGACGCCGAAUUCCAGGAACACGAGGAGACUACUGACCCUAACGACACCAAUUUCACCGCAAAUCAUGGAAUCGCUACCCGCCGCAUUCUUCAGUUUGGAGAAAACGGUGUAUCUGUUGGAUGGAGAAUUGGUUUGGCUGUUUUACUCGCUAUAUUUUCUGCAAUAUUUAGUGGAUUGACUCUCGGUCUGAUGGUGUUGGAUGUCGUUCAACUUCGGGUCAUUAUUCAGUCCGCAGAGAAAGCCCCCGAUGACCCAAUAAUGAAGCGGGAUGCAAAACGUGCUAGAAGGAUUUAUCGUCUGCGCAAAGAUGGAAAUCUCCUUCUUGUCACUCUCCUCGUUUCAAAUGUUUCUGUCAACUCGGCGUUCUCUAUCGUUGCAUCGGAUCUCACCAGUGGACUCGUUGGAUUCUUACUCUCGACGACGAUCAUUACUCUUUUCGGUGAAAUCAUUCCACAGGCGGUUUGUAAUCGCUACGGGGCGGAUCUAGGUGUGUCUUAUAAUCGAGAGCAGCUCAAGGCUCUAGUUGGUCAUCACGAACAAGAGGUCAAGCUUCUAAACCAAGAGGAAGCAAGAAUUCUAUUCGGGGGCUUAGACGUUGCAACUAAGACUGUUGGAUCUGCAAUGACACCAUUGGACAAAAUCUAUGGAAUUGAUAUCACAAAAAAUCUUGAUUUUGAUACCGCAGCUCAAAUGAUCACUUCGGGAUAUUCGAGAAUUCCGGUGGUGGACAAGUCAUCGCUUCAAUGUAUUGUUGGUUUGCUUUACACGAAGGAUAUCGCAUUGAUUGACCCAUCUCUUCAUUUACCAGUGAGGACCGUGUUGUCGAUGUUUGGACGAGCAGUCUAUGGGGUGGAUGUGGAUGCGCCGCUUCUAGCAGUUUUAUCCGAGUUCAAGAAAGGCCAGUCACAUCUGGCUGUAGUCCGCGAAGUUGUUGAUGAUGGUGUUCGUGAUCCAUACUAUCGUCAUGUAGGAGUUAUUACUUUAGAAGAUAUUAUUGAAGAGAUCCUUCAGGAUGAGAUAUUAGAUGAGUAUGAGCAACUCGACAAGCAAUCAGCAGCGUCUCCUGAAGGACCAAACGAGAACGUCGAACCUCCUUCUGAACGUCCAGCGAAGAAGCGAAGAUGGGCUUUUCUGAAACUUCACUUGCGGAGGAAGCAGCACUUAGAGGCCUCGAGGGAAUCUGUACCAAUGACAGGAUCAUCGCUGGGAAAGGAAUCAGGAACGCUUCAACUUCUGGAGAAGGGGGGCCCACAAACAAUGCAGACUUCUCGUUCUCAGCCCCAAUUUCAGAGAAAUCUUCCGCCAGAACCGCUUGAUUCCCUUGUUUUCACGCAACUCUCCUCCGCCGCGUUUCCGUCACGUGGUGCGAUCGACAAAGAAAUCAGUGGGCCAACGAUGACACCAGCCGAUACUGUAGGCCGUUCCGGGGUUUGUUCGCCAGACGACCCGUCCCCUAGAAGAUGUUCAGUUCAAUAUGCGCGAGGGAUCAUCAGUUGGUGCUUCGGUGAGGCGUCUGGUAUCGAUCGUCAGUUCUCCUUCUGUCCCGGAUAUCAUCACGACCGGAUCUCCUGGAUUCUUACCGCGUUCAACAUCUACGAUGGUGGACAAUGCGAUGCUGGGCCGUCUUCGCCUUUUUAA
This is a messenger RNA of Condylostylus longicornis, 1848 nucleotides long. Its product is annotated as metal transporter cnnm-2-like. Gene Ontology annotation, biological process: magnesium ion homeostasis. NCBI's taxonomy places the organism in Eukaryota, Metazoa, Arthropoda, Insecta, Diptera, Dolichopodidae. The coding region runs from base 1 to 1848 and encodes 615 amino acids. The record is from RefSeq and is a predicted model, not a curated record. The transcript has 5 exons.